CGCGUACAAGUCUCGUGGGUAGCGGAUGACAGCAGAGAACAUUGGAUAAAACUCGUUCGCUUCGAGCAAUUUGAGUACGUCGCUAACGCGCUUGGCAGAUUUUUAAAUUUCAAUAACAACAAAUUGAACGUUUAUACUAUAAAUAUACCGAAAUCAAGAAGACAGAGCAUUUAAAAAUGGCGGCCGUGAACGCAACUCAAACGGACUACUGGCACUUUUUAUUUGUCGAACUGGCGGAUCCGCGCACCAAUGACUGGUUUCUGAUCAAGUCACCGCUGCCACUGCUGAGCAUACUGGGCUGCUAUCUGCUCUUUGUGCUGUCCUGGGGGCCACGCUUCAUGCGCGAUCGCAAGCCCUUUAAACUGGAGCGCACGCUGCUGAUCUACAACUUUAUUCAAGUGGCGCUGAGCGUGUGGAUGGUCUACGAGGGCGUUUGCAUCUGGCGUGAAUACAGCUGGCGCUGCCAGCCUGUGGACUGGUCACGCACUCCCAAAGCGUACAGAGAGGCGCGCAGUGUCUAUGUUUACUACAUUGCCAAGAUCACUGAGCUGCUGGACACAAUCUUCUUUGUGCUGCGCAAGAACGAUCGCCAGGUGACGUUCCUGCAUGUUUAUCAUCAUACGGUCAUGCCCAUGAUCAGCUGGGGCACCAGCAAAUAUUAUCCUGGCGGCCAUGGCACCUUCAUUGGCUUCAUCAACUCGUUUGUGCACAUCAUUAUGUACUCCUACUAUUUCCUCUCUGCCUUUGGACCUCAAAUGCAAAAGUAUCUGUGGUGGAAGAAGUACAUUACCAAUCUGCAAAUGAUUCAAUUCUGCUGCGCUUUUAUUCACCAAACCCAACUGCUCUACACUGACUGCGGCUAUCCCAGAUGGUCUGUCUGCUUUACGCUGCCCAACGCUGUCUUCUUCUACUUUCUGUUCAACGAUUUCUAUCAGAAGUCCUACAAGAAGAAGCAGGCUGCUGCCGCUCAGGCCAAGGCCAAUGCCAAGGCUCUAGAGAACAACAACAACAACAACAACAACAGCUGCGCCAAGGAUCUGAAUGCUGCAGCGCAGCUGACAGCAGCGCAGAAGAAAGCGCUAUAAGCCCACACCCAUGACCAUACCUCAUUCCCUACCUAUCCCUUCCCUUCCCAUCCUGCUCCCAAAAAUACUUGAACUUACGCUAAUGCGCGUAGUUCUAUGUGCAACUUUGUUGACUAAUUUGUUAAGUAAUCCGCCGCCAAAAAGACAAAACAUAAAGAAAACAACAACACUACGAAUCACAAAAAAAACGAAAAACAGCAGUAGAUAUUGAGAAAUGAGCUUUGAGUUAGUAGGCAAACAACUAAAUGCUUUUUUCGCAGCCAUCGCUUCUUUUGAUGUUUGUAUGUUUGGGUUUCUUUAUAUUUAGUCAACUUCUGAGCGACCACAAUAGAGAUGAAAGACGGUUUAGUUUUUGUCGCCAAAACCGUAUUAAGUUAAGUUUACGAGGAAAUGACAAAGUGGAAUUAGUUGUUUAAAUAUAUGCUU
Molecule: messenger RNA, 1511 nt
Organism: Drosophila busckii
Lineage: Eukaryota; Metazoa; Arthropoda; Insecta; Diptera; Drosophilidae
Gene: sit
Product: elongation of very long chain fatty acids protein AAEL008004
Exons: 4
Coding region: 177-1085 (302 amino acids)
Biological process (GO): sphingolipid biosynthetic process; fatty acid elongation, saturated fatty acid; fatty acid elongation, monounsaturated fatty acid
Cellular component (GO): endoplasmic reticulum membrane
Molecular function (GO): fatty acid elongase activity
Source: RefSeq, a predicted model, not a curated record